AUGGACAAUUUUGAAUUCAUUCGUAAAGAAUAUAACAUAACUGAAACGGGAGCUAAGAGUAACAUAGAUUCAUCAUCGCAUUCAUCGUUUGGGAAAAAUAUAAUUCUUUGUUUUGAUGGAACAAGAGAAAAUUUUGGGCCUCAGCCCUUCACCAACAUCUUGAAAUUGUAUCGCCUUCUUGAAAACAGUGAUGAAUCUAAACAAAUUUGCUAUUACCAACCUGGAAUUGGUUCUGUUGGGUUUGAUGCAGUUGUUGAUGUAAGGAGGCGGUUAAGUAUUUCACAUUUACAGAACUUGUUGGACUCUAUGUUUGCAUUUAGUUUAGACAACCACAUAUGUUCUGCGUAUCUCUUUUUGAUGAGGUAUUUCAAACCAGGGGAUAGGAUUUAUAUGUUUGGUUUUUCUAGAGGAGCCUUUAUUGCAAGAGUUCUUGCGGGAAUGAUUGAAAGGGUCGGCCUUUUGAAUAGCGGACUGGAAGAAAUGGUUGAAAUGGCCUGGCAAAUCUAUGAAAGGUGGGAAUACGACUCACAGCCAAACGAAUUACAGUACACAAGUACCUUAGCUGAAGAAUUCAAGAGGACAUUUUCCAGGGAUUACGAGGUCAAGAUAUACUUCCAGGGCUUAUUUGAUUCUGUGAACUCAGUAGGGAUACUAAGGGACCGAUUGUUUCCCUGUACCCAGAGAAGCAAUAUCGUUGACCAUGUUCGUCAUUGUGUAUCCUUGGACGAAAGGCGUGGGAAAUUCAAGCAGUUAUGCUUCACACCGAUGCCGUAUAUUCCAAAAUUGUUUUCCCUGACAUACGGUAAAUCUUUGACCGACCAGUGCUCGCAAGUAUCGUCCUCUGACUCAUUGAUGCGUGGCCUAGGCCCAGAAAACCCUUUGAUCAAAUAUACUUUAAAGAGUGGUGUACAUUCUAUUGACAAAAUAUCCCCAGUCAUUCCGGAAAAACAUGGAAAGUUGCUAUCGAGUAAAAGUGAGGAAACUACAGAACUAUUGCAGGACUUAAAUACAUUUUUAGAAAGUAAUUCAUGCGCAAGAGAUACGGAAUGUUCGACAAGAGAGAUUGAGGCCAUUUUCCAACUUCAAUCUGUUCAAGGCAGCGGGAAUUCUAGCAGGAUGACUAUGACGCCCGAUUUGGUUGAAAAAUGGUUUCCAGGUGAUCAUUCUGAUAUUGGAGGGGGUUGGGCACCUGACUGUGAGACAGAGGAGAAUUUAUCAAAUUUACCACUGCGAUGGAUCUUAGCAGAGGCAAUCAAGUUUGGAGUUAAAUUUAAACUUGGUUCGAUACACGAGUAUGCUGCCAAACAUACUUCGAUCGGAUCUCUAUUUGCGGAUGCUCAUAAUUAUCUUGAUUUUUGCUCGCCAAGGAAAUGUUCCACAUCGGGUGUGAUGAACAAUGAUGAUGCAGCCCAAAAUGAGCAGACGAGCAGAAAUAAGAAAAUGGAAGAUUCCUUAAAAAAAAUCAAAGAGACCAGACUGAGCUUAAAAGAUGAGGAAGAAAAAAUAAAGGAUGCUUUUACUCAAAAAUGUGGACAUGCAAAUAAGUUCAUGAGAUUGGUAUGGUGGAUAUUAGAAAUGCUUCCCAUUGGAAUAAGGAUGGAAAAUAAGGAAGGAAAAUGGCAAAAUUUUCAUGUACCUAAUCUUGGAAGAUCUCGCUAUGUGCCGGAAUAUGUCAGUUUACAUUGGUCAGUCUAUUGGAGAAUUAAGCUCGAUCUUGGGUACAGACCAGAUAAUUUACCAGAAUAUGUCAGGCAACUGUUUCAAGAUGUGGAAGGAAUCGAUUUAAAGACUAAUAAACUUUCAGACAAAUACAAUGAUCAGGCCCGCACUGAGGAAACUAAAACUAAAGAGGGCGUUUCUGAUAAUGAGGAACAGCACGUCCGGUUAGGACAAAAAGCAAGCUACUUUGCUACGUCAUACAAUGCGAGAUUAUUUGACACUAAAUAUUUACAACUAAAAGAAAAAUUUGUGAAAUGGGGUCGCAGUUCUUGGGCCGACAUUCCUGAUGACUUAGAAGUUUGUUUACAACAGGACAAAUCCCUUUAA
Saccharomyces kudriavzevii IFO 1802 is the source of this 2046-nucleotide messenger RNA. RefSeq lists its product as uncharacterized. The record is from RefSeq and is a predicted model, not a curated record. The coding region runs from base 1 to 2046 and encodes 681 amino acids. The transcript has a single exon. NCBI's taxonomy places the organism in Eukaryota, Fungi, Ascomycota, Saccharomycetes, Saccharomycetales, Saccharomycetaceae.